UUACCAUCUGACAUAAUAUAAGUAUGUACGUGUACUGGGAGUUUUUAGUGGCACUCUUUUGCCUGAUCUAGUCUUCAGUGAGUUUUUAGAAAGACGAGGAUUUCCUGCCAUUCCCCAGCACGUCUCCAUUAUCAUGAUCUGCCGGCAUGCUUAGACGUGCUCAAUGAAUCCUAUGUUUUGUAUUUAUUCGGUCACCCAUUCUUUAUAAAAGAAAUGACAUUCAACAAGUCAUAUCUGAAGAAACUGUAUAAUUCCAGCCCUGGAGGUCAAGAACAUCCAACUACCUGAAAUUUGGUCUAUGAAUGGAGAACCCUCUGCUCUGUAAGACACAAACACAGGACUCACGAGUAACUGUCCAUAUUUUUCUAUACACAUCUUAACUUUUGAGUCACUGAUGACUUUUGAGAAGUAAAUAGUUGCCAUAAUAAAGCACCUGUGCUAUUAGAGCAUAUAUUUACAUUGAUCUGAAAGUUGGACUAAUAUUGCUUCCUUGCUGAGAAAUGAUUAUGGGUGCGGUAAGAACGCCAGACCUGCUUGUACAGACAGCCAGUGCCAGGAACUGUGUAUGCAUGACACAGCACUGUAUUAUUUAGUUUUUAGUGUCCCUGCAGAAAGAAAGAAAGAAAGAAAGAAAAAACUGUUAAAACCAGCCUAAGAUGGUUGGUUGGUCUUAGCUGGUUUCCCAGCCAGGUCAUUUGGCUUGUUGUCAGGUUGGGAGACAUCUUAAACCUGCUAAAACCAGCUUGCUUAAGCUGUUAUUUUCAACAGGGGUGAGUGACUAUUAAACAAUAACACAUUGUCAGUAAAGGUCCUUUGUUUUUGUUUUUUAAACUGGCUGCCUGGACUUCACUCUAAUGUUAACCCCCUUAGAGAAGACAGAUUAAAUAUCAUUAAAAUCUGUCUGUUCCAGAAAGCAGUGAACUCUGUCGCUUCACUCUUGAAUUAAACUCUUUCUUCCAUUUUCGUGCACCUGUAACCAAAGCUCAGCUGGAGGUACACCUGCUUAAUCUCAAGGUAGGAAGUUGAGCAAUUCCAACAUACCCACCGGUGUGUGUGUGUGUGUGUGUGUGUGUGUGUAGGCAGUAAAUAUGAUAAAAGCCUUAUCACUUCUCAACUGCAGACCUGGUGACUGUUACAUUAUUUUCACACAGGUUUUGGGAAAGGCAGAGGCUUUAUGGAUGAUUGCUGACAUUUAUUGCUAGAUUUACUUGGGAGAGCAAGACAUUCCUUCACAGACAGAAGAAACCUUUGCAGGGAAGAAAAUGAGAAGACUGAGCUCACUUUGACAGGCACAGAAAAAGAGAUUCAAGCCUUGGUUCAUGGUGAGGUUUGGAAGUAUGUCCUACAGCGACCAGACCCUACCCAGCCCAAGCAGAGGCAGCAGCAGUAGCAGUAACUCUGGGGCACAGUAUGCUACUGCCACGCUGGGUGUGGGCCUCAUAGCCCUAGGGAUUGUCAUGAUUGUGUGGAGCGUGGUGCCGUCAGGGUCAGCUGGGAAUAGCUCCAGACCAGGCAUUGAGCCUAGUCAAGUUCGGGACACCUCAUCCGUGGCUUUUGUGCUGGUCGGAGGAGGCAUUGCUUUGCUGUUGCUCUCUGUGUGUCUGAGCAUACGGAACAAACGGCGAGCGUCCAGGGGACAGGAAGCCAGCAACGCAAACGCACAGGAGAGGGCUAUGGCGGAGCAGUUAGCUCAGAGUUACAUGGUUCCCAGUUAUGAGGAGGUGGUUGAGAGUGGUCAGUACCCCAUCAGUCAGUCAUCUCUGCGGAACAACAGCACCACCCAGCUUCCAGCCUAUGAGGAGCUUAUGGAACAUCAACUUGCCUUGGAAGAUGGUUCAAACCAGGCACGCAGACAUUCUUCUCAAACCGACCCCAGCACUGGAGCGGGCGGCCGCAGAAAGAGCCAUCCCGGUAGCAAGCUGAUUCCCCUAAAAAUGCGAUGCAUCAAAUCAGAGAAUAUAAGAAGGAAGAGCUUAAGUGAUGCCCCACAGAGCUAUGUGUUCACCAUCGAACCCCUCACACCACCCCCACAUUAUGACGAUAAACCUCCACCACUACUUCCAAACAAACCACAGUAAGAAGUGUGCCUACUUCCAACAUGAAACACUCUAGUACAGAAUUGCAAAUUCCUUACUGCAUGCUACUUCUCUAAACAAAAAUGUGGUACUGUCUGAGGAUUAUGGAAGUGGUAUAGUAGUGUGUGAAUGUAAUAGGUGUCUCUGGUUGCUCUGUUUUACAUUCCCAUAGAAUGGAGAGUCUUCAUGUUGUCUUCCUAUCUUUGCUGUACAUUUCUUGUUUUGCAAACUUAGUUGUCAUAUGACAGAGCAGAUGAUGGAAAAGCCUGUCAAACAGCAUUUAAUGGUGAUCCUACAAUUGGACUGAAACUGAACUGGACUUUUGACAACUGUUUACUGAACAACUGCUGGUAUUGUUAUAGAAAACUUUACAGCCCACAGGCCUGUAAUGUUAUUGGUGGUAAACUUGAAAUUCAGCAUUCGAGCUGUCCAGACCUUUCAUAGGGCCAAGAAUGAUCAGAUGUCAAACUGUGAAUCUCAUCAGCACUGUUUUUUUUUUUUUUUUUGCACUAAAGUGUGUUUGUGUGUGUGUUCUGUGGCUGCUGGGUGUGAGUGCUAAUGAUGUUUUUGUAUUUUCCAUACAUUUACCUGUAGUAUGUGUGUUUGCUGUAAAGGGUUAGUUCACAAAAAGAAAACGGGGAAAAAAAAAGAAAAAACACAUUCUGUGCAACAACGAAAGUGAAUGUUGACUGUUGUUGUCAGUCGCAAACGUUCUACAUUACAUCUCUGAUUGUGUUACACAGCAGAAAGUCAUAUGGGGUUGGGAGAAACAUUGAGGGAAAGUAAAUUUAUGGGGUGAAAUAUCCCUUUAAUUUGCUAAGUUUUGUGAAUGAUUGCUCUUAUUCUGGGCCUUGUUGCUAGAGUGUCAGACUGUGAGGUCAUCAUUAUGUAUAUUUAUCCAUGGCUUACUACAUAGAGAGGCUUUUUGACCCUGCAGCUGCCUGCUAUAUCACACUCUCACAAGCACAUAUACCCAGACAAAGAGAGUUCCUUGUCUCCCUAUUUCACAAACUUGUAUGCACAAACACUCAAUCUUUUCAUUCCUUUAUUUAUUUAUUUUAUUUUUUUUUGAUUUGUGUGAUGAGAUCUGUGUUUCUCACAGGGCUGCUGUGGCAUCUGCCCCUAGUGAGUUCAAGCUCCCCGUCAUCUCUGUUCACUUAUAUUAGCUGCGUUAAACACUCCUGAAUUUUCACAUCAGCAUACAGACAUAUCUGCAGCUGGUUAUCAUUUAAAACAUUUUCAUUUUCUGGAUUUUUUUGCUGAUGAAACUACAGUUCAGUUGGCGAAUCUCAUUGUGCAAUUUAAUGAUCUGUCUUGUGUUUUUGUGCUGAUUUAUUUUAUUUUGUAAUAUAUGAUAUUUUCUAUUGUAAUCUAUUAUUGUAUGAGAAAUAAAAAAGGUUUGGUAUUAACAUCAAUUUUAUCUAAUAUGUAAAAAAAAUAAAAGGUAUCAUCACACUGGAAAAUAGUGCGUGUGUGUGUGUGUGUGAGAGAGAGAGAUAAUUCCAUCUUUUAAAUAAUUUCCUCUGCU
This is a messenger RNA of Myxocyprinus asiaticus (Chinese sucker), 3603 nucleotides long. RefSeq names its product transmembrane protein 51a (gene tmem51a). The record is from RefSeq and is a predicted model, not a curated record. The transcript has 3 exons. Bases 1320 to 2078 code for a protein of 252 amino acids. NCBI's taxonomy places the organism in Eukaryota, Metazoa, Chordata, Actinopteri, Cypriniformes, Catostomidae.